Molecule: messenger RNA, 2638 nt
Organism: Eupeodes corollae
Lineage: Eukaryota; Metazoa; Arthropoda; Insecta; Diptera; Syrphidae
Gene: Atg101
Product: autophagy-related protein 101
Exons: 1
Coding region: 171-827 (218 amino acids)
Biological process (GO): autophagosome assembly; autophagy
Cellular component (GO): phagophore assembly site
Source: RefSeq, a predicted model, not a curated record
AAACCAAAAACUCAGAAAUUUGUAUUGUUAAUGUGUUAAAAAUAACUCGUGAUCAAGAUUUCUUUGUUAUAAGUUAAAAGAAAAAGACGAAAGAAGGAAGACCGCCGUUUCUAAUGAGAACUGUAUAGGUUUCUCGUCAUUAUUUGUCCGUAAAAAACAAAAAAGACAACAUGAAUGCUCGAUCGCAGGUAUUCGAAUUGACCAUGGAAGGUCGGCAGGUUGAUGAAGCCAUAUCUAGUAUUUUUCAUACAGUGUUGUUUCAUCGGUGCUUGGGCAAAUACAUGUAUACCGGCGAAACCCAAUAUUCAAUUGGCACAGUCGGGUACACAGACGUAGAUUGUGAUUUCAUUGAUUUUACUUACGUAUGUUGUGCCUCGGACUUUCUUAAUCGCACUGUUAAGCGGGCUAUCAAUCUCUUUAGUGAACAACUUCGUAGCAACGAUAGCAGCGGUUCUGGUCAAAUCAGCUUAGAAUUCUUUCAAAAGAAAAAGAGUCGCUGGCCUUUUCAACAGGAAUGUAUUCCAUGGGAAGUGUGGACAGUUCGUUUGGAUUUAAUUAAAUAUGACAACGAAGACGACCGCCAAUUGUCCCGUGAAAAUGUCAGCGAUCUUUUAACCGAAAAGGUCGUAUACAUUACCGAAGUAAUGAAUCGCGAAGACUAUGUCCCCAAGACACCAAUACAAAAUGAAAUAGAUCUUAUUUUUGAUACAUCAUAUCCGGAUGUUCAACCCUAUUUGUUCAAGUUCGAUUAUAAUACGUCGGGCACAAAUACCCCAUCAGUAAGCAACACUAUGAAGAAAAUACUAAGAGAGACGCUAGCUUUAUGACUGACCAAAGUCCAUUCAAUUCCAAAAAAAUCAGUGGUUUUUUAUUUUUAUCGAUUGUUAGUUGUUGAAUUGAUUUUAUUUAUUCAGCUCUUUGACAUUUUCUUUGUGUCCGAUCACAAAAAAUGCUUGACAAAAUUAAUCUUUUGAAAUACUUAUUUCUUUUUAUUUUUCAAUUAGGUUUCAAUUAAAAUAGAGAAAAUGAAAAAAAAAAUUAUUUAAAAUAAUAAAAAAAACAGUAUGUUUCAUAUCACAGAGCAACACAAAUUUAGUUCUCCAAAAUAAUGUUUCUCUUAAACUAGUGUUAAAAUUGGUAUUGUUAGUUCGAUAAAGUAAAAAAUAAACUACAAUAAAAUGAAAUAACAAAAAACAAAAUAACACAAUUUUUCAAACCUUAAAUUCUCUUUUAAAUUAAAUAUAUUAAAAGUCAAAGCGGUUUGUCGUUUUAUAUUUUUCUUUAACCAAAACAAACAACGUACUUACUUGUUUUCUGUCCUAUUAAGUAAUUAUUAAAGAUCCUAAGUGUCGUUAUUGGUGGUUUGUGCGUUAGCUUUAAUUAAUCGUGAAAUUUAUAAGUUAUCACCUAUCUAAAUUGCAUUACAAAAAGACACCCGGAUAGUAAUAGAAAAAUUAAACAAAUUUUGAUUUUUAAAUUAAUGUAUGUACAUACAUACACACUUGAAUUAGUGAUGUUCAUUUUUCAUAUUGGGAAGUUUAGAGCCAUUGACCUACAAAAGCACUUAUUAUGUUAUAAAUUAUAAGAAGUGAUUGAACUUCAAAAACUAUAAUGAAGAUUUUGUUUAUAAGGCAAUUAGAAACACAUAACUUUCGCAUGCAUGAAGUGGCGAUGGAGUUUGAUAGGAAACAACGUUUUAAAAUAAUUAAUUUUAUUGAUGUGCUAUGAUUAGAAUUGUUGAAAAACAUUUAUGCUGACAUUAAACAUGAGUAGUAGGUGACCUCUUUGGCUUUAGGUCAAAAAUGAACAUUUUUUUUUGGCUUGCUACGUUUUGUUUAGGCCAUAGGGCCACUUAACCAUUUUUAAGUAACAAAUAGUUUUGUAAAGUGCUGAGUUCUGCGAAGUAACUCGUCUCUGGGAGAGAUGGCACUAUAAAAGCCCGUAUAUAUUAUAUAAGAAAACUUAAAGUGCCGUGGUGAGUACGGAAUAUUAAUAUUUUAAAACGAAAGUUUCAGACAUUGUUCUUAUAAGAUUUCGAACAAAUUUCUAUAUUGGGCCCGACAAAAAUAGCGACUAUGAUUUUUCUAUUGCUAAUUUUUUUUUUUGCAAAUAUUCUUUUAAUUCAGUAAACGUGAGUUCUUCCGAUUUUAUUUCGUAAUGAAAAAAAGUGUUGUUUCUUUGUAUGUACAUAUUUAAAAGUUUAAGUCAAUGUCGCUCAAACAAAUUAAUUUAAAUUUAAUUGUGAAUGAUCAAAAUGAUUUUUUGUUACUCCAUAUAAAAAUAUUGGUCAAAUAAAUUACAUAAUUGUACUUUAAUUUGCACUUUCUGCUGGGUUAAGAAUAAAAAGGAAACAUAAAACGAACGAAUAAAUAAUAUCAAUACCAAAUAUCCACACAAAAUAAAUGUAUGUUAUUUAUUUGUUUAUUUUCUUUCAAAAACACAAUUUUUAAAAAUAUUUAAAUGCAUAUACAAAAAACAAUCAAUUGAAUGUACGAGCAUUGGUUGUAUUGAAACCAUAAUUUAAGCGUGAAAAGAACAGACAAAAAACUUAUUUGUUAGAUUUAAAAUAGAUUUAAAUUAGUUUUAAAACUAAAGUAUAAAUUAUUUUGUAAGUGUAAAUAAAAGAUAUAAAAAUGUA